GUCAUAUUUAUUGAUAAAUUAAAGCGAUUCAAAGCAACAACUCGACUAGCAUUACUACAUUUCCCAGAAUGCUAUGCGCGGUGUAACUUUUAACCUCUGGAUCAAAACAAGCCGAUCAGCUGAUGAAACUGGGAACAACAUCUAAUGAAAUCUAGCUGUCGGACAGCGAAAUUAUCUUAACAAGCUAUACAUAAUAACGGCGUGUUUGUGCUGAAUUAAGUUGCACUGUAUGCUUUGUUGUCUAUUAAAAUAUUAUUGCGUAUUUCUGUGUAGAAGCAACGGUUUAGGUUACGAAACAGCCGUCGUCCGCCGGGAAAACAAUCUAGCUGGCGGUUCUUGGCGACGAGGUCCGUCUGUUUGGUUCGACGAAGGAUUUUGUUGAUGGUUUGGUGCUUGAGAAAUUGGUCAUUUGAGUUGAUGUAGAGUAACUGAAAAAUACGCAAGUGUCAUCUUUUGUUAUAAGCGGAUUUGGUGAGGUUUUUACACAGUCACCAUUGCCUAUUUCUGCUGUCAAAUUGGCUUAGCGAACCACAACCGCUAACCGUACAGUAGGCUAACUAGCAGUAGCACGAUAACUACUAUGUUAUUACUGAUUGACAGCUAACGAUGACUUGCACAUGGGGUUUGUAAGCUAGCUGCAUGUCUGGACAUGUAUGUAGGAAGUCGUUGUCGUGAUUGUUUUGCUGACAGACAGGCACCUCUGUAGAGUACUUUGAUGACAUAUGGCUAUGUCAAAGUGACCUAUCACAGUUCAUAUUAAAUGCCCAUCUGCUAAGUGUUUUGGGGAGUAUAGAAGAGACACCACUACCAGAAGAAGAAAAAAACACACAAUGCGCUAGAGAAGAAUACAUUUUAACACUAUAGAAUAUAAACAUAUUUCCCAGCAGUUUGGUUUCGCAGUGCAGUUUUAGACUCAUCGGGCACUUGUUAGCAGUAGCAUACUGAAGUGAUCAUUAUGAGUGGUCAAGGUCCGUCGGUAGAUAAGGGGAUGAACACCAUCCUGGUGUGUCAGGAGAGCUACGCCUGCGGUGGCUCAGACGAGGCCGCCUUCGAAUGCGACGAGUGCGGCAGCCUGCAGUGCGUCCGCUGCGAGCUGGAGCUCCAUCGUCAGGAACGCAUGAGGAACCACGACCGUGUCCGCAUCGCCCCGGGACACGUUCCAUUCUGUGACUCUUGUAAGGGCGACAGCAGCGGUUGUGGGGUGAACGGGGGCAGGCUGAGGGCGGUGGUGCGCUGCCAGGGCUGUAAGAUCAACCUGUGUCUGGAUUGCCAGAAGCGGACCCAUAGCGGGGUAAACAAGAGGAAGCACCCCGUGACUCCCUACCCUCCUCCGGGUCAAGUCCAGGAUAGUAGCCUGGAGGCUGGGGAUGGAGGGGAGAUGGAGGCCCUCAAGGCAAAACUGGAGAAGGUGUGCAGCUUCUUAUUGGUGGAUGCGAAGGAGGAGAUGCAGUUGAAGGACGAGGAAGACUUUGUGAGCCGGCUGGACUGUAGGCCAGAGGAACUCCUCAAGGUCGUGUCUAUCUUCGGGAACACAGGGGAGGGGAAGUCCCACACCCUGAAUCACACUUUCUUCCAGGGGCGAGAAGUGUUCCAGACGUCCCCCACUCAGGAGUCAUGCACCGUGGGGGUCUGGGCUGCCAUGGACCCCAUUCACAGGGUGGUGGUGAUCGACACAGAGGGACUGCUGGGGGCAGGAUCCAAUCAGGGCCAGCGCACCCGGCUGCUCCUCAAAGUCCUAGCCGUCUCCGACCUCAUCAUCUACCGUACCCACGCCGACCGUCUCCACGACGACCUGUUCAAGUUCCUAGGCGACGCGUCGGACGCCUAUCUGAAGCACUUCACCAGGGAGCUGAAGGCCACUACGGCCCGCUGUGGCCUGGACGUCCCUCUGUCCACUCUGGGACCAGCUGUUAUUAUCUUCCAUGAGACCGUUCACACCAAGCUACUGGGCUCAGACAACCCAUCAGAGUCUGCAGAGCGUCUGCUCCAGGAGCGUUUCAGGAAGCUGGGUCUUUUCCCCGAGGCCUUCAGCUCCAUCCAGUACCGUGGGACUCGAACCUACAACCCCCCGACAGACUUCAGUGGUCUGCUGCGGAGCCUGGAGCAACAGUUAGAUAACAACACUACCCGCUCACCACGUUCUGCAAACGUCAUAUACAGAGCCCUGCAGGCUCUGAGUGAGCGUUUCAGUGGGGAUAUCCCAGAAGAGCACCUGGCCAGUAACUCUUUCUUCCCUGAUGAGUACUUCACCUGUUCCAGUAUCUGUCUCAGCUGUGGGUCUGGCUGUAUGAACAGUAUGAACCAUCUGAAGGAGGAAGUGGACCACGAGGCUACACACCGCUGUCGCUACUCUGCUCAAUACGACAACCGCAUCUACACCUGUAAAGCGUGCUAUGAGGGAGGGAAGGAGGUGAUUGUGAUUCCCAAGACGACAGCCUCCUCUGACUCUCCCUGGUUUGGUCUGGCCACGUACGCCUGGUCUGGGUAUGUGAUAGAGUGUCCCAACUGUGGAGUGAUCUACAGAAGCAGGCAGUACUGGUACGGGAACCAGGACCCAGUGGACACAGUGGUCAGGACUGAAAUACAACACAUCUGGCCUGGGUCGGAUGGUUUUCUGAAGGACAACAACAAUGCAGCUCAGAGACUGUUGGACGGUGUGAACUACAUCUCCCAGAGUGUGUCAGAGCUCAGUGUGAAACCUGCCAAAGCUGUCACUUCCUGGCUCACCGACCAGAUCGCUCCGGCCUACUGGAAACCCAACUCCCUCAUCCUGAAAUGUUCUAAAUGCAGUGAGGUGUUCCAGGACAACGAUACUAAGCAUCACUGCCGUGCCUGUGGAGAGGGCUUCUGUGACAGCUGCUCCUCCAAGAACCGUCCUGUUCCAGAGAGGGGCUGGGGGCUCGCACCCGUACGGGUCUGUGAUGCCUGCUUCCAGAACCGGGGCAUCUCAGAAGAGCUGCUGGAUGCAGCGUUGGAGGAGGAGGAAGGAGGGACACUCAGUAGGAGAGUAGGAGAGGCUGUUCAGAAUACACUGGGAGCUGUGGUCACCGCUACAUACAUCCCUCUGGGUCUGAUGAAGGACGCAGCUCGUCCAGCCUACUGGGUUCCAGACCAGGAUAUCCGUUGCUGCUGUGAGUGUCAGAGAGACUUCUCUGCUCCGCGUCUCUCCAUCCACCACUGCAGGGCCUGCGGCCAGGGCGUGUGUGACGACUGCUCCCCUGAACGUAGAGCGGUGCCCUCUAGGGGUUGGGACCACCCAGUGCGUGUCUGCAACACCUGCCACCAGAAACCUGGGGACCUCUAGUAGGAGAGAGGGAACACAUUGGCACCCUAUUCAAAAGUAGGGCACUAUAUAUGGACUAGGGCGCCAUAUGGGACGCAAUCAGAGAGACAGUCGAGGGUUGUGUUCAUUAGGCUCGAAAUGGAAGAAAAUGCUCCAAAACAGGGAGGGACUAUCUGUACUUGUCCAAUAAGAAAGUCAAUUUUUUUUUUUUUGCUACGGUGUGUCCUAAUGAACACGACCCAGGUUCCACCUAAUGCUGUGGAACUGGAACUCCCGUCUCUCUGUGGCUCAGGCCAGGGAGUUCUUGCUGUUCGUUGUGAUGUCAUCCAUCCUAAAGCCUUGGGACGUCACUUUAUCCUUUGACGAGAGGGAGAGAUAGGUUCCUUGGCUUAAAGAAGAAGCUCAUUCCACGUUUUAAGAUGAUUAGCCUAAAUAACUACCAACCUGUAUAAUAAUCUUGGACGCUGGGUGGUUGUAUAUGUACUUUUGAACAGCGUGGACAGACGAUAAUAGAAUAGCAUUAAUUCCUAAUCGACUGUAUUUAUUUUAUAUACAGUACCAGUCAAAGGUUUGGACACACCUACUCAUUCAAGGGUUUUUCUUUGUUUUUUACUAUUUUCUACAUUGUAGAAUAAUAGUGAAGACAUCAAAACUAUGAAAUUACACCUAUGGAAUCAUGUAGUAACCAAAAAAGUGUUCAACAAAUCAAGCAUUCCAGGUGAAGCUGGUUGAGAGAAUGCCAAGAGAGUGCAAAGCUGUCAAGGCAAAGGGUGAAGGAAGAAUGUAAAAUAUAUUUUUGAUUUAACACUUUGUUUUGGUUACUACAUAUGUGUUAUUUCAUAGUUUUGAUGUCUUCUAUUAUUCUACAAUGUAGAAAAUAGUAAAAAUAAUGAAAAACCCUGGAAUGAGUAGGUGUCCAACCUUUUGACAGGUACUGUAUAAUCACAUGGGAAGUUUACUAUAGUGGGGGAAAAGUGAUUUGUUUUGUAUAACAUGGCCUCUUUUUGUUUUUAAAUAGUAUUGUGUACUAUCUCAAGCCCCAUUUCUACCUGGUGCUAACAUGGGUCCUGAUCUUGACUACAUUCUGAUUUUUCCCACAUUUCCAGAAAUGUCUUGUUAUCCAUCCAAUGUGUCUGCAUUGUGCCUGCACUGGUCCCUUUAUGAAAAUUAUUUCACAGCUAUUCUUUCAAAAAUAAUAUUUAUUUAUUGUAAGACACAUAUUGAUGUAAUCAGUCAAUUGUGCCACCCUGUCAAUGAUUUUAAAGGGCAGAAUGAAGAUUUAAAUGGUGUCUCUGUCCACACAAUGUGUGUCUGACUACCUCCAGAGGUGGGCAAGAUGAUCUGAUCACAAUGAGUUUGAUUGUCUACACCAGUCUGAAAAUGUGGGCACAAUCAGAAUGUAGACAAGAUCAGGACAAAGGACGCAAGUUAAAACCAGGUAUAAACAGGGCUAUUGAGUGACAGACUGACUGUAGAAUAGAUUGCUGAGUGGGAACCAUAGAACCAUAUGAUAGGUGUUGCUUUGAAAUAGUGAAUGACUAACAGUGUAGAAUAGCUAGUAUGAAAGGAUAUCAACACUCUUUGGGGCUGGACCCUGAAAUAUUCACUUCAUAGUAUCACAUAUAAACCAUUACACCACCUGAGACUGUGAUAGCUAGCUGUGCUUAAUAAGAUUAGCUGAAAUGAUCUAGCCUGAUCCCAGAUCUGUUUGUGCUGUUUUGACGACUCUUAUUUGGACAAUAUGAGUUGGCAAAACAGAUUUAGGUCCCAGGCUGAAAAGUAUGAGGUAGGUGCAGAGUAGCCAUGGAAUCAUGUAACCAUGGAAUCAGCUUGUACACACUGGAACAGCUGUAAAGUUCUAGAACGUUGGAACAGGCAUCAUGAUUCAUCUCAUAUAGAACACUGCUUAUUAAGAUAGACUGAAGAUCAGUACCAUUUGUCUGUUUUAAUGUACCAUGUGUGCUUACGUAAUAAACUUGACAACCUCAGGGUGUGGUUAUUAGAACAA
Salmo salar (Atlantic salmon) is the source of this 5291-nucleotide messenger RNA. The record is from RefSeq and is a predicted model, not a curated record. NCBI's taxonomy places the organism in Eukaryota, Metazoa, Chordata, Actinopteri, Salmoniformes, Salmonidae.